This is a messenger RNA of Ziziphus jujuba (common jujube), 1268 nucleotides long. RefSeq names its product vesicle transport v-SNARE 12. Bases 307 to 978 code for a protein of 223 amino acids. NCBI's taxonomy places the organism in Eukaryota, Viridiplantae, Streptophyta, Magnoliopsida, Rosales, Rhamnaceae. Gene Ontology annotation, biological process: vesicle-mediated transport; vesicle fusion; intracellular protein transport. The record is from RefSeq and is a predicted model, not a curated record. The transcript is spliced from 5 exons. Gene Ontology annotation, cellular component: endoplasmic reticulum membrane; ER to Golgi transport vesicle membrane; Golgi apparatus. Gene Ontology annotation, molecular function: SNAP receptor activity; SNARE binding.
GAAAAUAUAGUCACCCCGAACAGGACGGGAAUCUGCUUCUACUUUACGGUUCUUUCAGUUCGUAUUCUCAACACCUUUACUCGCCUGCAAACAGCCCCCAAACUUCUCUUUAGAUCGACGACGGCUAGAGCAACGACGAUAUAUUGCCGUCAAGAUCGUUUCUUUUGAUUGGUCUUUGCGUUUCUUUUUGCGUUUCGUCGGCUUCCGUUUCGGGUUGUCCUUAAUUUUGAUUACGGCCUAGGGUUUCGAGACCUCCACUGGACAAGGAAAAGCAGAUAGGAAGAGCGUUUCGGGUGUUUGACAGAGAUGAGUGAUGUCUUUGAAGGAUACGAGCGGCAGUACUGCGAGCUCUCCGCUAAUCUUUCACGAAAAUGUAAUUCUACUGCGCUUCUUACCGACCAAGCAGAGCAGAAGCAGCAAAAGCUUUCUGAGAUUAAGGCAGGAUUGGACGAUGCUGAUGUUCUGAUUCGGAAAAUGGACCUCGAAGCUAGAAGUUUGCAGCCAAGUGUGAAGGCUGUGCUUCUUGCUAAGUUACGGGAAUAUAAAUCUGAUCUAAAUCAGUUGAAAAAGGAAUUCAAAAGAAUAACAUCACCAACUGCUAGUCAGGCUGCUCGUGAAGAGUUGUUGGAGUCUGGAGUUGUAGAUUUGCAUUCGGUAUCUGCCGAUCAAAGAGAGAGAAUGGCAAUGUCAGUUGAGAGAUUAAAUGAGUCGAGUGAAAGAAUUAUGCAGAGUAGAAGAACCAUUUUUGAAACUGAAGAACUUGGUGUCUCAAUUCUCCAAGAUCUGCAUCAACAGCGUGAAACUCUUCUGCACUCGCAUAAUAAACUUCAUGGAGUAGACGAUGCCAUUGACAAGAGUAAAAAAGUUUUAACUGCUAUGUCAAGGAGGAUGACGAAACACAAAUGGAUCAUUGGCUCGGUGAUUGGGGCUCUCAUUUUGGCAGUCAUCUUGAUUCUAUAUUUCAAGCUCUUUCAUUGAUUACUACAUGACCUCGUCUGUGGUGGAGUAUACAUGGCAAGUUGUUCGAGCGCUUUGUAAAGACUUAUGGAUGGUAUCAUUGCCAUAUCUCCCGUUUAUGCUUUGUCUGUUUCAAUGUGUUUUUAUGAUUCUGUAAUUAUACUAUUCAAGUCAGUGUUCUGUGUAUGUAUGAUUUCGUGUUGCAUAUAUGCUUCUGGUAGAAUCACUGGGUGAAGCAGUCAAUGGAAGUAUGAAAUAUUUUCAGAAAAACAAAUCUAAUAAGAGAAGUGGCUAUUUUUUUAUGUUGUUAA